GCGGGCGGGGCGCGCGCCUGCUCCGCCCACGGGGUCUCGGGGCGCUCCCCGGGGGCUCGGCCUGCAGGGGCGGGGUCGGCGCGGCGCGGAGCCGCCGAGUCCGAGUCCGGGCAGGGUCGGACGCCGCCGGCCGCACCAUGCGGGCCCCGCUCGGCGCCGCGCUCGCGCUCCUCGCGCUGCUCUGCGGGGCCGCUGCGGAUCCCAUCCCCCUGUCCCGCGGAGACUCGGCUGGGACCACAGGCUGCACCAGGGACCAGGCUGUCCAGGACCGGUUAGACGUCCUGGAGGAGACGGUGGAGAAGACCGUGGAGCAGCUGGAGGCGGAAGUGAAGGACCUGCUGGACCUGCUGGAGGCGAUCGGGCCGCUGGCCCCUGCCCUGAGCCCAGCCCCGGACCUCCUGGGAGGCAGCGAGCAGUUCAAGUCGCUUCUCAGUGCAGGCUGUGAGGAGGGGCCGGGCUGCGGGGAGUGACGCCCUUUCCCGUCCCGCCGCUUCGGGCCCCCGCAAUGAAGACGUCUCCUGUCCCGGAGCCUCCUGAGGGGGUUCUGGGCCCCCAUCCGGAAAGCUGCUGCAGCAGGGCUGGCCUGCGUGACCACCACGGGCAGCGCCACUGCUGGCACUUGGCGGGAAGUGGAGACUCAGACCCACGGAUCUGCCGGGAACCAACACUCUGGUGGGGUCGCAGGGGCCACAGGACGCGCCCCCAAACCCAGCGCCACCCUCAAGGCUCCUCCAGCGGCUCUGUGGCACCUGAUGUGAGCCCCCCAAAGCCUGUGCCUCGGCCCACCCCUUCCCCACCCUGACGUCUCCAGGGCUCUGCUGGUUCUGCACCUCAUAAACAUAAACGCCAGCCUCGUCUGUCUCCCCGGCCCGGCCCACCGUGGCACACCCUCGGCUGCCCUCAGACUCCGA
Sorex fumeus (smoky shrew) is the source of this 911-nucleotide messenger RNA. It is a transcript of the gene PLAC9, whose product is annotated as placenta associated 9. Bases 138 to 470 code for a protein of 110 amino acids. The record is from RefSeq and is a predicted model, not a curated record. The transcript is spliced from 4 exons. NCBI's taxonomy places the organism in Eukaryota, Metazoa, Chordata, Mammalia, Eulipotyphla, Soricidae.